CUUUACUACAUUUCAGGAAGAAUAUAUAUUUUACGUUCAUCAGACACCGGCUGCAAAGUCUUUGUUCUGUUUGGCAAAGUUUUAUAAUUUUUCGGCCUUGGAAAGAAAUCAUGAAAACUGUUUUGUCCGUGAUCGCUUUCUGCGUCUUCCUGGGGUUCAUAAACGCAAAAGAAUCUCCCCCCAAGGUGCAGGUGUACAGCCGUAACCCAGGGGAACAUGGGAAGGACAACACCCUGAUCUGUCACGUGAGUGGCUUCCACCCCCCUGACAUCAGCAUCCAGCUCCUGAAGAACGGCGUGGAGAUCCCCGACGCCAAGCAGACAGACCUGGCCUUCGAACAGGGAUGGCAGUUCCACCUCACCAAGAGUGUUGGCUUCACACCAGCCAGCGGAGAGGAGUUCACCUGCAGAGUCCGCCACCUGAAGAAUCUGAAGACCUACACCUGGGAGGCAAAUAUGUAAGGAUCUGGAGCAGGACUUUUAAUGGGGGCCAUCUGUGUCCAGCCCUACACUAGAGCUGAGAUGACUGUAAUUUCCCCUCUCAACAUGGGCUUUCAUUUUCAUUUUUGAUUACACUUUGUGCCAAGGUGCCAGUUUCAAGGGUUUCGAGUUUUAGAGAAUCAUUACUCAACACUUAAAUGAUUAGAGUUGUGUGGGUGACCUCUUCUAGAAAAGCUGCCGGUAUUUCUGGCUGAGAAUUCACUGUGUGGGUGACCUCUUCUAGAAAAGCUGCCAGUACUGCUGGCUGAGAAUUCAAUGUGUGGGUGACCUCUUCUAGAAAAGCUGCCAGUACUUCUGGCUGAGAAUUCAAUGUGUGGGUGACCUCUUCUAGAAAAGCUGCCAGUACUGCUGGCUGAGAAUUCAAUGUGUAGGUGACCUCUUCUAGAAAAGCUGCCAGUACUGCUGGCUGAGAAUUCAAUGUGUAGGUGACCUCUUCUAGAAAAGCUGCCAGUACUGCUGGCUGAGAAUUCAAUGUGUGGGUGACCUCUUCUAGAAAAGCUGCCAGUACUUCUGGCUGAGAAUUCAAUGUGUGGGUGACCUCUUCUAGAAAAGCUGCCAGUACUGCUGGCUGAGAAUUCAAUGUGUAGGUGACCUCUUCUAGAAAAGCUGCCGGUACUUCUGGCUGAGAAUCACAUUAUCACAUUCUCUCCUUUAAAAACAAUAAUUAAUGAUUGAUCAAGUAUUUUCAUAAUAUUUUUUAGAUGUGUGGGGACUCCUUGUAGUCCUUUAAUAUCCUUGAAGUUGGUACCAUUAAAUGUGAGCACAAUUAUAAUUUUUUUAAACAUAAUUUUAAACACCUAUGUUAAUGGGGUUUUAGUUACAAGCACAAAUUGUCAACCGUGUCAAAUCUGAUAUUUGAUUAAAAAUAUAUUUUAAAGCCCAAAUAAUUUGCAGAACGUCCAUUGUUGUAUUUGCGUGACUUGUACAUAGAAAUGUCCAUUUUUUGCUUUGGAUUCAUUUUUUUUUUCAUCAACACCAUGAAAUCAAAUCUUAUGUCUAUCCUUCAAUGUUUCUGUAAAUUACCAGUUAUCAACAGUAUAAUAAAAGUUUUAUUUGAUUUGUUUUAA
This is a messenger RNA of Salvelinus fontinalis (brook trout), 1567 nucleotides long. RefSeq names its product beta-2-microglobulin-like. Lineage: Eukaryota; Metazoa; Chordata; Actinopteri; Salmoniformes; Salmonidae. Gene Ontology annotation, biological process: immunoglobulin production involved in immunoglobulin-mediated immune response; positive regulation of T cell activation; peptide antigen assembly with MHC class II protein complex. The coding region runs from base 111 to 461 and encodes 116 amino acids. Gene Ontology annotation, cellular component: MHC class II protein complex; MHC class I protein complex. The record is from RefSeq and is a predicted model, not a curated record. The transcript is spliced from 4 exons. Gene Ontology annotation, molecular function: MHC class II protein complex binding.